AUGUACAAUGCUUGCGUCGAUGAUGCUACGUUCGUGGCGGGUAUCAAACGCUGUUCCAAUCUGACCCAUCUGGUCCUUCCGCGUGCAGAUGGGAUGUUCUACCAAGUCCCAAAUGACCUCGCUGGAUUUGGAGCCUUGGCAAAACUCAAGCGCGUUGUUGUCAUCAAUACUAAGCGAGGCUUUAGUCAUGAUCUGAGCUUCGACGAGGACGAUCAUGCUGCGGCGAAAGAUACCCUUUUGGGGAGAUUAAGGAGUGCUUGGUUGAGUCAUAAUGUUGGUCAGGCUUCUGUACAGAUGUCUGAGUCUGACCACUUUUGUGUGGCGGUUGAAGUACCUAUCCCGCCUAAUCUGGAGCAGGAAAGUGACAACGAUAUCUCAUUAUGCCAGGAGUGGAUCAAUCUCUAUGUACACAGCGGUGUUCAUUGGGAUAUCUCUUCCUAG
Messenger RNA from Histoplasma mississippiense, 441 nucleotides. RefSeq lists its product with no specific name. The transcript is spliced from 3 exons. Bases 1 to 441 code for a protein of 146 amino acids. Lineage: Eukaryota; Fungi; Ascomycota; Eurotiomycetes; Onygenales; Ajellomycetaceae. The record is from RefSeq and is a predicted model, not a curated record.